Messenger RNA from Cucurbitaria berberidis CBS 394.84, 1543 nucleotides. RefSeq lists its product as uncharacterized. The transcript is spliced from 3 exons. The record is from RefSeq and is a predicted model, not a curated record. Bases 153 to 1208 code for a protein of 351 amino acids. NCBI's taxonomy places the organism in Eukaryota, Fungi, Ascomycota, Dothideomycetes, Pleosporales, Cucurbitariaceae.
GGCGGGUAUCUUCUACUAGUCGUGCACAUCGUCAAGGAACCCUUCACAAGCCAUUGUCAACUAGCUCUGUCGCAGUGUGAAAACCCCACAACUCCCAAGAUUACCUUUUCUCUGGUGGUUUCCUAGCUUUCAGGCUAGAGGCCGAAGACACCAUGGCUACCACUAUGGUGAUCCCACCAUACUCCAACAAAGUUGCGACCUACCUGGUCCCCGUCUGCAUCCUGGGAGCCAUCGCGUUACUUCUCGUCAUCGCACGUAUAUACACGCGAGUGACCAGGACGAAACGCUUGUAUCUCGAUGACUGGCUCAUCCUGAUGGCCGAGCCUCUCUCCUUAGUCGGCAUUUUAAUAGCCAUCACCGCAAGCGCACACGGCUGGGGCCACCCCACCGCCUACAUCAACCCCAAGAACCUUAAGCCCGUCCGGAAACUGCAAUUCGCGCUACAAACCGUCUGGCUCAUUACUUUCUGUUUAGUACGGCUCUCCGUUUCAUGCUCUUUAUUGCGCUUUGGGAACGAUAGGCUAUGGCGAUGGCCGCUCUACUUCAUCAUGGGGGGUCAAGUUCUAAUUUCGUCGUCGUAUGUGGUGAUUCAAUUUGGGCAGUGCAGGCCGGUGAGUGCUAAUUGGGAAAAUGUGCCGGGUGUGAAGUGCUGGCCUACCCAGCCGAUUAUCGAUUAUGGGUGGGCCGUUGCCGCAAUCUACAUAGUAAUGGACCUCACGCUCUCCCUAAUGCCCAUUCGCCUGAUUCGGACCCUGCACCGUAGCACCUCCGAAAAGGUGCUCAUUUGCUUCCUCAUGGCUCUCGGUCUUUUCGCGACUGCCGUCGCGUGUGCCAAGAUGACAACAUUUACCUCCUUCGGCAAAGGCGACUUUAUGCAGGCGACCAUACUGCCCUCUAUGUGGGCAAAAGUUGAAGAACAGGUUGGCAUCAUUGCGACAUCUCUUCCGUGCCUAAAGCACCCGGCUGAACAGUUAUUGAAGAAGUUGGGGAUAUUGAAGGAACAUCAAUUGACGAGGCCGAGUUUUGUCGUGGAAGAAGGGGCAAUCAGUAUGCCGACGAUGAAGGAGGAGGAUGCGAGGAGUAGCGGGGAUGGGUCGUCUGGUCCAAAGGAGAAGUCGAGGGUUGACUCGGUUGCUCUGGCGUUGGGUAACUCGAAGUCGAAUUCGAGUACAGGGGGAACGAAGGGUAACGCAUGGCAGGCCGUAUGAUCAGAAACGUCUUCUUUACCACCGUCAGCUUGCCAUAGUACUUGUAUUAGCGGGGCGUUUUAGGUGUUGGUCGUGAGUGUGUUGUUUUCAUCUGCUGUACGAUACCACGGACAUGGCGCAGUUAACGCUUUACCGUCCCAUUCUCUUGGGGGCGCCACUCUCACGAAGCAUAUGUGUACCAUAAUGGCAUUGCUGUAUCAUGGACCUUCUGAUCAUGUUUCUUGUAUGUGAGCGCUAGUAAGAAGAACCGUUUUGUCGAACGCGAUAAAUUAUUAAUUUAGGAGUUGGGAUAUAGAGGAAUGAGUAGCAAUUGCGUACGACAUGUUUAAAACGCG